AUGGAGACCGAACAAGAUUCCCAAAUCCCCUUCCUGGACGUCAUGGUCCGUAGGAACGAAGACGGCACCCUAAGCCACAACGUCUACCGCAAACCAACGCACACGGACCGAUACCUCCACGCAAACUCCCACCACCACCCCGCCCAAAAGAAUUCGGUAAUCAGCUCUCUAGCCCACAGAGCACUCUCUAACUCGGAACCAACCGCCCUGGACGGAGAGCUAAACCACCUUCACCGAACCCUGACCAUGAACGGAUACAGCAGCAGAAACAUCAACCGUACCAUCAAGAAGCUGACAAACAAGGAAUCCGGCCAGAACAACACCACGACGCCAGAGACAGAGAAAGAGAAGAUUAAGGCAGUGAUACUCCCAUACGUCAGAGGCACGGUCUUACAUACAGGUCUUGCAACUUCGAUGGUGGGGGUGUCUCACUUAUUGAAGUCACGCUUAUUAGUCAGCCCUACUAGAUAG
Molecule: messenger RNA, 471 nt
Organism: Vollenhovia emeryi
Lineage: Eukaryota; Metazoa; Arthropoda; Insecta; Hymenoptera; Formicidae
Exons: 1
Coding region: 1-471 (156 amino acids)
Source: RefSeq, a predicted model, not a curated record